AUGUCUAAUAAUAUCUCCCUUCCGUCAGUCGAAGAAGUUAAUAAAUGGAGCCCAGAUGAUGUUAUUACUUUUCUGGGGUCUAAUAAAAAUGAGUUAUUUCUCAGGGAUCAAGACAUUAAAACAAUUAAAGAUAACUGGCUCCCCGGUUCAGCCUUCCUCGAGUUAAGUCAAGAUGAGCUUCAAGGGUAUGCUCCCUACAUUCAAAAAUUUAUACUAUUUGCGUCUGAAUGGGUGGCUGAAAAAGUGAUGGACAAACUCGAAAGAAAUUACAGUCAACAGUUAAGGAAUUUUGUGUCAGCAAGCUCGUCGGAAAAUGAAUACAAUUCCAUAAUGCAAACUGUCAAAAAUAUAAAUGGAUUUUCAUUCUUGAAUUUAAAAUUGAAGAAAGGUUAG
Molecule: messenger RNA, 393 nt
Organism: Funneliformis geosporum
Lineage: Eukaryota; Fungi; Glomeromycota; Glomeromycetes; Glomerales; Glomeraceae
Source: the annotation of a GenBank genome assembly